CAUCCGGCGCAGGAGCAGCAGCAGCAGCAGAGAGAAGAAGAUCAGGCGGUGGCGGCGGGCAGACAGGCAAGGAGGCCGGGAUAACGAACCUGGGCGCCGUGUCGAAUGCCCUCCCGAGUAUCUGGCUUGCGUGGUAUCACGACCUGCGCAGGGGCCAGCUCACUGUGCAGAGAGUACAUUUGCCCCCAUUGCACGACAGCGCGUAUUCGUCGUCGUCGCCAACUCCGGCGGCGGCAGCAGCAGGAGGAGGAGGAUGCGGAGAAGGAGGAGGAGGAGGCGACGGGAUGCUAUCCCCGUCCUCGCCGGAGUGGCGCGUCCACGUCCGUGCUCUGGCGCGGCUGCUGCUCGACGCGGUGGACGAGGCGCUGACCUGGGGCUAGCCAAAGUCGUGCUGUGGGAGCCGUGUCCGCGGACGAGGGACGCUUUGGAGUGGCUGAGCAGGGAUAUGGGGAUCAAGGUCGAGGUUGGGCCGCGUGGUGGGGCGAGUUCUCAGAAGGGAGCAGGAGAUGCGACGACAGGGAGUGUGACGAGCGUGAGGUGGAAGGGUGGAGGGAAUGGGGAGGGAGUGGUGCUUCAGGUGAACGAGUACUAUGCUUGGAGUGGUUGAGCGUCGGUUUUAGGUUUUGGAGGACGUCGUAUUUUAAAUAGACCUCCACAGUACACGAAUUGUUAGACAGCCACUGUUUGGCUCAAGG
This is a messenger RNA of Microdochium trichocladiopsis, 695 nucleotides long. RefSeq lists its product as uncharacterized. Bases 254 to 607 code for a protein of 117 amino acids. The record is from RefSeq and is a predicted model, not a curated record. The transcript has a single exon. NCBI's taxonomy places the organism in Eukaryota, Fungi, Ascomycota, Sordariomycetes, Xylariales, Microdochiaceae.